AUACGAAUAGAUAUUCGUCAAAGUGUGACAAAUGGCAACAUAGUUAUUUUGUAAUUGAUUGUGUUGGUGAAUUUCUACAUUGAGACUUCCUGUUCAUGGCGAUGCUCCAGCGUCGUUCAUCGUACUAACUAAAUACACUCAACACUCAAAUCAUCUCACAUUAUAUUUAUUUGUUUGUUGUUAUUUAAUUAAUUUUUGGGGCGCAUAGGCCGUUCAGGCAAGGGUGCAAAGACCCCGUGUUGGAAAAUGAUCAACAUGGAGACGGAUAAAAUCCUCGAUGAAACAAAUACAAACAAUCAGUAUCCGAUGACGAUAUUAUACGAUCCAAGCCGCAAGAAAGAGCCUUCGUCACAGACGAUGAGUCUGACAACUCAGUAUACACAAGAGAAAGAAAUGUGCAUGAAAUAUUUUGAACGAUGGAGUGAACCAGAACAAGUUCAUUUCGUUGAACAAUUAUUGGCACGAAUGUGUCAUUAUCAGCAUGGGCAUAUUAACUCUUUUCUCAAACCAAUGCUUCAGAGAGAUUUCAUUUCACUUUUACCGAAAAAAGGUUUAGAUCAUGUAGCUGAAAGUAUUCUGUCAUAUUUGGAUGCUGAAUCACUGUAUGCCGCAGAACUUGUCUGUAAAGAAUGGUACCGAGUAAUAAGUGAAGGAAUGCUAUGGAAAAAACUUAUCGAGCGUAAAGUAAGAACUGAUUCUGUUUGGCGUGGAUUAGCUGAAAGACGAGGCUGGAUUCAACACUUGUUUAAACCAAGGCCUGGCGAAAGCUAUAGAGAUCACGCAUUUUAUCGAAAUCUGUUUCCUAAUAUAGUCAAAGACAUCGAGAGUAUUGACAAUAAUUGGAGAAUGGGAAGACAUAAAUUACAAAAAAUAAAUUGUCGUAGUGAAAAUUCUAAAGGCGUAUAUUGUUUACAAUAUGAUGAUCAAAAAAUAGUAUCGGGUUUGCGCGAUAAUACCAUCAAGAUAUGGGACAGAAAUAAUUUACAGUGUAUUAAAGUUUUAACGGGGCACACUGGAUCUGUUCUCUGUUUACAAUAUGACGACAAAGCUAUUAUAUCUGGUUCUUCCGACAGCACUGUGAGAGUUUGGGACGCAAAUACUGGUGAAAUGGUUAACACUUUAAUUCAUCACUGUGAGGCUGUAUUGCAUUUAAGAUUUAAUAAUGGUAUGAUGGUUACCUGCUCAAAGGAUCGAUCAAUAGCCGUUUGGGACAUGACAUCACAAACAGAAAUAGCAUUACGUAGGGUACUGGUUGGUCAUCGUGCUGCUGUUAAUGUUGUAGAUUUUGAUGAAAAGUACAUAGUGUCUGCAAGUGGUGAUAGGACAAUUAAAGUAUGGAAUACCUCGAGUUGUGAAUUUGUGCGAACGUUGAAUGGACAUAAACGUGGAAUUGCGUGUUUACAAUAUAGAGAUCGCUUAGUGGUUAGUGGUAGCAGCGAUAAUACUAUCAGAUUGUGGGAUGUUGAGUGCGGAGCAUGUUUGCGUGUACUUGAAGGACACGAAGAAUUAGUACGGUGUAUUAGAUUUGACAGGAAACACAUUGUUAGUGGAGCUUAUGAUGGAAAAAUUAAAGUCUGGGAUCUAGUCGCCGCUCUGGAUCCACGUGCUGUUGCUAGUACUCUUUGUUUACGUACAUUAGUGGAGCAUACGGGACGUGUGUUCCGUUUACAAUUUGAUGAAUUCCAAAUCGUAUCAUCCUCACACGAUGACACGAUACUUAUUUGGGAUUUUCUUAAUUGUAAUGGCUCAGACGCUAAUCCAGGUGGGUCUUCAUUGAACAAUACUACCGCUUCAAAUAAUCAGUCUGAUACUAGAUCUCCUUCUCCGUUCGAGUGACGUACAAAAACUGAUCCAAUCCAUUAUUGUGAUACAAUUAUAUGUGGUUAAAAAGUGAAGAUGUGUCUGCGUUCGGAUUUGUGAAAGUUGGUAAUUAAAAAACAAGAAAAAAAAAAUUUUUAAAUCGUGCCCAAGCAACAAAUUGUAACAAUAGAAGUUAUCAGCUGAGCUUACAUAAAAAUACGUGAGAAUAAAAUAAUGGACUAAAGAUUAUCGGAUUAAUGGAUUAAAAAAAAAGUAAUGACUCAAGCUGUUGAAAUUAGCGCGUGCUAAACGCACAAUAUUUAGUAAUAAUUCUUUAAUUAAAAUAUAAAUAAAUAUAAAAACGAGCUAGUUCAUCCUAUGGAUGAAAAUAUUGUUGUCUGGAGGUUCGUAAGCAUCUUCAAACGCAACUGUCUGACGUACUAUAUAUAUAUAUAAAU
Cotesia glomerata is the source of this 2258-nucleotide messenger RNA. RefSeq names its product beta-TrCP (gene slmb). Lineage: Eukaryota; Metazoa; Arthropoda; Insecta; Hymenoptera; Braconidae. The transcript has 10 exons. Gene Ontology annotation, molecular function: protein dimerization activity. The coding region runs from base 247 to 1836 and encodes 529 amino acids. The record is from RefSeq and is a predicted model, not a curated record.